CUUAUUGUAGAAAGUCCCUUAAACAGAAAAGCUCAAAUUUCAUAUGGGAAGUGACGUUCGAAGAGGAGAUAGGGUCGGUGAGCAGGGAGUUAAGGUCUGGAACAGUCCAAUUUGUCGUUCUCCGGCAGCCACGUUCGUUCGUGCGUUCACGCCAGCUUAAUUUUUUCCGUCAGUAUCUCCUGCGACACAGCCGCAAUCGUCGCAAAACGCGUGCCUGUUUGCGCCACUUUCCAGCAAGGACUAAUUCACACGUGCCGCACUCGAAGACAAUCCCGUUAGCUUUCUAUUGUAGAACAAUGUCAAUACGCUGGUUGACGAUUUUCGUGCUGUUGGCGGGUUUCGUUCUUAGAGAGAGCGAUGGAUUACCGACGCCGCUUAACGCCGAUGCGGAAGGCAAGCAAGGGACAGAUGCUGGUACGAGAGAUGCUAAUCGUCCAAACAUGGGAUCUGAUUUGUUACCUGAAUUCGACAAUUCUGAUGCACCGAAAGUAUCUCAGAAAAUUCCGAUCCUCUUGAGUCAUCGAGAAGCAAAAAGCAUUCGGCAUAAGGAAAACGACGGGAUGUCUUUUGGGAGAAGAGGAACGGAUGAUUUGAUUGCUGCUUUAUCGAAGAUUGCUAAAGUAUCAUUUGAAGAGGAUCCCGCUUCAAUCGGACGAAGUUUAAUGGGAAACGUUGCACGAAAUAAACCCGCGAAUUUACGAAACGGAUUUUCUGCAAAGGAUAGUGGAGCACCAACACCUCAUCUCGAUACACAGCUAUCUUCGAAACUCUCUUCCAGCGGCAUUUCCGACAAUUCAUCAAACAACGGUGGAGAAAAUUUUAACUGUCGAGCUAUACGAGACGUUUAUGUGCCUGAUAUAAAGGAGAACGUUCCUGCGUAUGCAUGCACAUCUGGAGGAAAAACGUUUAUACUCUCGAGUAAGAGAUUUUUCCAAGAUCGUAGGAGUAGCUUGCGCGUCAACAUCGACGACGAUACGCUUCGUAAAUUAAACAACUCUGCCAUCGUUCUCACAAAUAGUCGAUUCAACAUUAUUCCUGCUAUUUUAAUUUUAAAACCCGACCAUGAGACUUACGAUAUACAUAAUCAACAAAGAUUCAUUUUGCGCGAGCAACAAACUGUCGACGAUAAAAAUAAUUAAGUGAGCGCGUAUCUUACACGAUUAAAAACUAGCGAUAUAAUUAAUAAUUAUUAAUUAAAAUAAGAUAUUUAGGGAAUAUUGUAACGAAAUUAUAUAAAUUUUGUGUGUAAAAUUCAAUUAUAAUACAGUACUUUCUUAACAUUUGUUUGAUUUUAGUUAAUGUUAUUUUCGAUAUUAUUUAUAUAUAUCUAUGUACUAUUUAAUUAUUAUUCACAUAAAUAAUUGAU
This is a messenger RNA of Wasmannia auropunctata (little fire ant), 1366 nucleotides long. RefSeq lists its product as uncharacterized. The record is from RefSeq and is a predicted model, not a curated record. NCBI's taxonomy places the organism in Eukaryota, Metazoa, Arthropoda, Insecta, Hymenoptera, Formicidae. The coding region runs from base 297 to 1139 and encodes 280 amino acids. The transcript has 2 exons.